GGGCUGCGCGGCGGGACAGGGCGUGCGGUGCGGGACAGCGCCAUGAGGGAGAUCGUGCACAUCCAGGCGGGCCAGUGCGGCAACCAGAUCGGGACCAAGUUUUGGGAAGUGAUAAGUGAUGAGCAUGGCAUUGACCCAGCCGGAGGCUAUGUCGGUGACUCAGCGCUGCAGCUGGAAAGGAUCAAUGUCUACUAUAAUGAAUCAUCUUCCCAGAAAUACGUGCCAAGAGCAGUCUUGGUGGACUUGGAGCCAGGCACCAUGGAUAGUGUGAGAUCUGGUCCUUUUGGUCAGCUCUUCCGGCCUGAUAAUUUCAUCUUUGGACAAACUGGUGCAGGAAACAACUGGGCCAAAGGACACUAUACAGAAGGGGCAGAGCUGGUUGAUUCUGUACUUGAUGUAGUGAGAAAAGAGUGCGAACACUGCGACUGCUUGCAAGGAUUUCAGCUCACUCAUUCCCUGGGAGGAGGGACGGGGUCUGGCAUGGGAACCCUGCUCAUCAGCAAAAUACGAGAGGAAUAUCCUGACAGGAUAAUGAAUACCUUUAGUGUCAUGCCCUCGCCAAAGGUUUCUGAUACAGUGGUGGAGCCUUAUAAUGCCACGCUCUCGGUCCACCAGCUGGUUGAAAAUACAGAUGAAACCUACUGCAUUGACAAUGAAGCUUUGUAUGACAUUUGCUUCCGCACCCUGAAGCUCACCACACCAACGUAUGGUGAUUUAAACCACUUGGUUUCUGCUACCAUGAGUGGGGUAACUACAUCCCUGCGUUUUCCUGGCCAGCUCAAUGCUGAUCUCCGGAAGCUGGCGGUGAAUAUGGUCCCAUUCCCACGCCUUCACUUCUUCAUGCCAGGCUUUGCUCCUUUGACUGCCCGAGGCAGCCAGCAGUACCGAGCACUCACUGUUCCAGAGCUCACCCAGCAGAUGUUCGAUGCCAAAAAUAUGAUGGCAGCCUGUGACCCAAGGCAUGGGAGAUAUCUGACAGUGGCUACUGUCUUCCGUGGUCCCAUGUCAAUGAAGGAGGUUGACGAGCAGAUGUUGGCCAUCCAGAACAAGAACAGCAGUUACUUUGUGGAGUGGAUCCCAAACAAUGUUAAGGUGGCAGUGUGUGACAUACCCCCUCGUGGCCUCAAGAUGGCUUCCACGUUCAUUGGCAACAGUACAGCCAUUCAAGAGCUCUUCAAAAGGAUCUCUGAGCAAUUUUCAGCCAUGUUCAGGAGAAAGGCCUUCCUCCACUGGUUCACAGGAGAAGGAAUGGAUGAAAUGGAAUUUACGGAAGCAGAAAGCAACAUGAAUGAUCUGGUGUCAGAGUAUCAGCAAUACCAGGAAGCUACAGCAAAUGAUGGAGAAGAAACAUUUGAAGAUGAUGAAGAAGAGAUCAAUGAAUAAAGAAAUUUAGGUAUGCUAUUUUCCAGGCCAAAUUCUCACAUCUGGAUUUCUAAUAAUUAGGCUUAUAAAUCUGUACUUAGGCUUCAAAAUGAGGGGGAAAAAAAAGGGAGCAUGACUCUCAGAUAUUAGAGCUGCUCUUCAGAGUCCAUUGAGGUCACUGGGAACUGAGGACGUUCAGCAUUUCUGAAAAUCAGGCUAUUUCUAUUCAUGAGACAAAUGUAAGGCAUUCAUGUAAGACUUCAGUCUAAGAGUCUGAACACAGAGAUUAGUAGUUUGGGAUGUUUUAUUCCAAACAAACUUUAUCUUCCAUAAAGUUUUACAAGAAAAGAGGUAAUAUAGGCAUGAAAAUCUACAAAAUAGAACUGCACUAUUUCAUCCAAUUCUGAGUAAGAAAAUCUUGUGGGUUUGAAGUAUUCAUUCUGUACUGAGUAUACAAUACUGAACUGCCAGGAACAAAAGUUUAUUGAUAAUAAAAAGAACAAAAAGGUUUUGACUGUUCUGUACAGUAACUAUUAAUGAUGACGUUUGAUUCAAAUUCUCUGAAAACAAAAUAAAAAAGAUCAGUAUCAUCUCAAGCAAAA
Messenger RNA from Gallus gallus (chicken), 1964 nucleotides. It is a transcript of the gene TUBB6, whose product is annotated as tubulin beta 6 class V. Gene Ontology annotation, molecular function: GTP binding; GTPase activity; structural constituent of cytoskeleton. Gene Ontology annotation, cellular component: microtubule; cytoplasm. The record is from RefSeq and is marked validated. The coding region runs from base 43 to 1383 and encodes 446 amino acids. Lineage: Eukaryota; Metazoa; Chordata; Aves; Galliformes; Phasianidae. Gene Ontology annotation, biological process: microtubule cytoskeleton organization; mitotic cell cycle. The transcript has 4 exons.